GCUUCCAUCUAACGAGAUGUUUUUGCAAUUGUCAAACCGAGUAUAUAUAUAAUCGGUGAUACUCCGUGGCCAUCCGUAGUCGAGACAACGAGGAAGAUGAACGUAGCCGCGAUACUACUUGUGACGUCGGUGCCGUGGGUGAUUGCCGGGCCAGCGAUCGGCGAGAAAUGGGAGGAAGCAAAGAGGGAACCGUUGGGAUUAUUCGAAAGCGUAACGGCGUGGAGCAAUAAAAUUUUUCCGUUUCAAUUUUUGAACGGGAACGAAAAAGUGGAAGACUCGAAGAGGCUCGACGCACAGAAGGAAUAUAACGAAAAAGGCGAGCGUAUUGCGACGUCCCCGUUAGAGAAAAUUUUUGGCAAGGAUAAUAUAUUCGCCUCGAUGAUCUCGAACGUUAUCGGCACAAUUGGAAAAGCGAUAGAAGGUAUCGCGAGCAACGUUCAAAAAGGGAUAGGAUUACCUUUUUUCCCAAACAGAGAAAUACCAACAGUAGACGCGGACAAAAGUGAUUCUGGCCACUCGAAACGAUACGAAUCAAGGGAGGCGAGCGUGAAAGAAGGAGGUCGGAGGGUCGGUUAUCGGGAAUCAACAGAAGGCGCGAAAGAAGUUGAUGGCGAGAAACGCGCUAUUCACUCGACCGCUUUGGAUGGGGAUGAUGCAAAAACAGGUGGCGGCGAGAGAAAACGGUCGGAUGGGCCCGCGGUAUCAACGGAACUCGGGGGGGAGGCAAAAAGCUGGAGUCAUUCCUCCCAAGGAAUUGAGAAAAACUCGUUAACCAGCUCGAAAGAAGAGAGUUCUCGAAGAUCGACAAAUGUUGACGAGAAGAGGAGGGGAGGUUCCGAGGAGGUGAAGGAUAAGGUUGCUCGCGAAUCGAUCGAGGUUAAAGAGGAGGGGAAGAAAGCGAAGGAGAAAGUUGAUGCAGAAGGGAAGAGAGAUAAGGUUAAAAAGGAAGAAAAAGAGGGAAAGGAUAAAGUCGGUGAAAAAACGGAAAAGGAGAAGGAGGUCGAAGGGGAAAAGGAGGAAACGAGGGAGAGAAAGGAAAAGAAGGAGGUUAAAGAGGGAGAGGAGAAGGAGGAAGAUAAAAGAAAAAAGAAGAAGGAUUAGUUUGGGGGCCAAGCUGAAGAGGAUCUGGUAAUAGCAAUGUGUAAAAGGAUAUUUGAAAUUAAAAGGAAAAAAAAAAGAAAAUAAUUUAUAGAGAAGAAAAAAAAACGUAAAGAGAAAAGAGAAAUAAAGAGGUAUCGGACAUCGUGAAAAGAUGAAAUUGUCGGGAAAAAUAGCUAAAAAAGAAGCAUAAAAAAACGCUGACAAAGACAACGUUGAUGAAACUGGCUAAGAAAAAGAAAAUGAUCACGAAUAGAAUGUUGGAGCAUAAAAGAGCAUGUUACGAUAGAAGGAUGGCUCUUUCAUCGAAAUUGAUAAAAGAAUCAUCCUUUGUCACGCAACGAUCGAUCUAUUCUUGAGAAUAUCAUGAAUAAACAAAACGAGAAAGAUGACAAUCACGACGGAAUAUAAUUGAAGGAAAUUGAUGACGCAGCAUCCGGCGAGGGAAAAAGAUGAUUACGCGCACAAUUUUAAAUCAAUAAAUGGAAUUUCUAAGCGAAAACGUAGAAAAAAAAGAAAAAAAACGAUCAUCAAAAUAUCUUCAAGCGCAUGAACUAAAUCGUGCAAAAACAUAAUGCUUCGAAAAUAGUUUUAAAUUAUCAAUCGAUACUCGUCGCGAAGAAGAAAGGAGAUAUCAAGAUUUCUUACGCAUCGGCUCGAAGAAUUGAUGAGUAAGCGAUUGCAUUCGUGUCGAACGAUCGUGAAGGAUCUUGAAGCGUAUGCGCCAAGCGCAAAUGCGUAUAGAAAGAAAUUAACUAAUUAUGGCUAUUCGAGAUGAACGAGUAAUUAUGGGAUCAUUUGCACAAUUAUUGAUCCGUCAGUAUUGACUAUUUACCUUUAUAGUAUCGACGAUGUAUACUCAUAUUAACGAUCGUUAGAACUGUGAGGAUGCGUAUUAUUAAUCCGGCUAUUUUUUUUUAUUAUUAUUAUUAUUUCUUAAUCUUGCUUAACCCAUAUCAUAUUCACUGUUUUAUUUAUUUUAAAUAUAUUUAUAUACUAUCUUUUUUAUUGCUUAACGUAUUCCUUUGAAGAAUAUUCGUAUAUUAAUUAAAAACAAUUCUGCAGAGCUCAAAAUAUAUCCACUGUAUUUUUGUAUCCAUAGAUUUUUAUCGUUAUCUAUUCUUUUGUUCGUAAAGCAUUCUCGAUAUACUUAUCUGUUAUUAUAUAUGGUGAAAAAUAUUUUUGGAUUCGACGUUUAAUCCCAAGUUUCACUUUUCGAUUCUCGUGUUCAUCGAAGCAUCGCGAGUGAGAAAAUGCGGAAACGUUACCAGCUGCAAUUGCGGAUGAUCUAUAUUGAAUGCGAGCGUUGCGCAGCAUGUAGGAAGUUCAACAGCGGCGUCCAAUUACGCGUCUCCGGAUAUAAAUCAUCGGAAAUAUGAGGGCCACUGACGCAACCUGUCCAUUGAUACAUUGUUACCAUUGCGAGAAAAUGGCAGCACAUUCUUUAAAAAACACGCUCCACUUUAAAAUGUCAACUCGAAAUACAUUGUGCGAUAUCCAGAAUCCUUUCUCUCCUUUCUAACGACAAAUAUCUUUCUUCCACGUACGAAUACGACUUCACGUAAUGUAAUCAGACAAUAAAUGAGAACAUUCCACGAAUAUAAAUUUAACAGAGAAA
Messenger RNA from Apis cerana (Asiatic honeybee), 2716 nucleotides. RefSeq lists its product as uncharacterized. Lineage: Eukaryota; Metazoa; Arthropoda; Insecta; Hymenoptera; Apidae. The record is from RefSeq and is a predicted model, not a curated record.